AUGACGAAACAGGAGCGGCUGAGUCGCAUGCUACACGUGCAAAAGGAGUACACACCCCUGCCCACCUCCGGACCCCUCUUCGAACACUUCAUCGUGGUUGGCCUGCCCACCCCCACCGCGCAACGCCCAGAGAUCCUCUAUUCCUAUCCUCCCAGCAAUCCGGUGUCGAUACCGGGUCUGGCCGAUUUUUGCUUCCCCUCGGGAAUCCUGUCCAAGAAGCUGCGCAAGACCAAGUCCAACAGCAGCCUGCUGCAGGUGGUCUACAGCCAGUCCUACCACCACGAGCCGGAGAACGCGUACGUGUUCCUGCUCACCACCGCCGAGCGAGAGUUUCUCUACGGCGUGUGCGUCAUCAAGCACGAAAGCGUCUACAACAAGCCGUCGUUCUUCCCGCGCGACGGUCAGCUGACGCCGGUGGCUGAUGGAUCUGAUGUGGUGGCUCCUCGCUGCUACUGCUUCGUCUCUCGUUUCCCCUUCUUCAAGCUGCACUUUGAGACCAUCUACAGCAUACUCGACCUCGAGUACAUGGCCAGCGUGUCGGACCUGCAGAGCUUGCCCGCGAGCCUGGGCAGUACACGCGAGUCGCAGUCCCCACCGGCGCUCGCUCACUCACAAUCGAUGUCCGCGCUCGUAGCUCCACCUCCCGAGAAGAGGAAGAAGAAGAUCCGCUUGCGCAGCCGCUCGAACGGGCUGGACACCAACGACUCGAACUCAUCCGCGGCGCAGGACCAGUCGCCGUUCCCCGGCAUCCCGCUUCACACUGUACAUAAGAUGCCCGAUCAGCCGCCAGAGAAGACCAUCGUCGAGAAGGGCCGAGAGAGGCAGAGCAGUGAUGCGUCGAGCACUACGACGACGGAGGUGUCGCCCGACGUGGCUAACCUCAAUCGCGAGCAGGCCUCGAUCAGGGAGCGCAGCGGCUCUUCGCCCAUUAUCGAGGAGGACGGCGGGGUGAGCCACAGCUCGGCGAUGCCGUCGGUGGGCGACGAGGCCGACGAGAGCAGCGACUACGACGCGGUCGAUGGCCGCGGCAGGGAGAGCGGAUCGGAGGACAGCGAGUGCCCGUCCACGAGCUCGCCCAAGAAGCGGUCGGACUGGAAGCGGGAGGCGCUCACGGGCCGGGGCAUCGUCCACGGUCUCAGCGAGAAGGGCAAGGAGAAGGAGGAGGAGAAGGAAAGCGAGAAGAAGCAGAACCCCGUGAUCAAGGUGCUCCACGAGUACCUCGCCCUGCCCAUCCCCAGGCCCAACCACACGGCCACCUUCUUCGUGCACAAGGGACUCCAGACUCUUAGAUUCCACCGACCGGCAUUCCAAGACAAGGAGCACCUCCUGGCCGACUACUGCCUACCGCUUACCUUCCACCUUCUCUCCACCGACAAUCUCCUCACUUUCAUUACGGCCUGCCUCCUGGAGAAGAGGAUAGUCGUCUACUCCUCUCACGUGCGAUUCCUCUCCGCCGUCGUGCUCUCGGUGAUGCCUCUUCUACGGCCAUUCGAGUACCAUUCGGUGCACAUUCCCAUCGUGCCAGACUCGUUGGUCGAUCUGCUGGACGCGCCGGUGCCGUUCAUUGUCGGCCUCACGUCUGCUCCGUCGAAGCAAAACUACAGCAAGGACAACAAGGAGUUCGUUGUCGUGGACCUGGACAACGACAAGAUCACCACCAAAGACACGCUGUGCCAGCUUCCACAGCUCAAAGAACUGCGCAAGAAGCUGAAGCCACUGCUGAAGGUGGUGUCGGCCGGGCGACAGAGCGGCAAGGUGCCGUUCGCGCCGACCGAGGAGCAGAUGUCCUGCUGCCACGGCGCCAGUCUCAUCCUCCAGACCUACUUCUCCACCCUCUUUGCCAACUUCCGAACCUACUGCCUCUGCGACAGGACGGACUCGGAGAAACCGAUAACGGUGUUUUUGAAGGACUCGUUCCUGAACGACCAGCCACGAGUGUCGAGGCCGUUCCUCAUCCGCUUCCUCGAGACGCGGAUCUUCUUCCAGUACUGCGAUCAGCGCCUGCGGCAGAUCGACGCGCCGCCCACCACCUUCCCCACCUUCUAG
Molecule: messenger RNA, 2046 nt
Organism: Acanthamoeba castellanii str. Neff
Lineage: Eukaryota; Discosea; Longamoebia; Acanthamoebidae
Product: DENN (AEX3) domain containing protein
Exons: 8
Coding region: 1-2046 (681 amino acids)
Source: RefSeq, a predicted model, not a curated record